AUGUCAUGGACUCUGUUUCAGUUCAUGCGUGUUGUUACUGUUGUUGUUUUUGUUCUCAUGGGGUGUUUGUGUUUGUGUUUGGGUGGUUCAGGCUCUAGUACUCAUCGUCAUCACGUUCAUGUAGCCGGGAAUGAGACGGAUCGGCUAGCCUUGCUUGCAUUCAAGGCUGAAAUAACCGGUGAUCCCUUCGGGGCUCUAAACUCGUGGAAUGAAUCCAUCCACUUGUGUCAAUGGGCUGGCAUAACAUGUGGCCGACGACACCAGAGGGUGACUGAGUUGAUACUGGAUCAUCGAAAAUUGACAGGCUCAAUUUCGCCUCACAUUGGAAAUCUGAGCUUUCUUAGGGGACUGUGGUUGCGUAACAAUAGCUUCACUCAUCAAAUCCCCCCUGAACUUGGCCAUCUACGGAGACUACAAAUAUUGACACUACUCAAUAAUUCUAUUGGUGGUGAAAUUCCCGCCAAUAUAUCUGCUUGCUCUAACCUUGUUGCCCUUGAGCUUUCUGGCAAUAGUCUAGCUGGGAAAAUUCCCGUGGAGCUUGGUUCUCUGUCUAAGCUCGAGCAGUUGUACAUUGAAAGAAACAAUCUAACAGGUGGCCUUCCUUACACUUUUGGGAAUCUGUCAUCCCUUCUUGAAUUAUAUGCGAAUCUCAAUAAUAUCAAUGGGAGUAUACCUGAAACCCUGGGCCGAUUGACAAACUUAAACUUUCUUGCAUUGGGGGAGAACAAGUUGGUUGGUAAUAUUCCUUCCUCAAUCUUUAAUCUCUCUUCCAUCACAGUUUUUGAUAUACCAAUAAACCAAGUUCAAGGGAGACUUCCCUCAGAUCUUGGAAUUUCUUUUCCAACUCUUCAAUGGUUUUCAGUUGAAAGUAACUUGUUUACUGGAUCCAUUCCUAUUUCAAUAUCAAAUGCAACCAACCUGAAUACCCUUGACUUGGGAGAAAAUAAAUUUAUUGGAAGAGUGCCUCCUUUGGGAAUGAUGCACAAUCUUGGGUGGAUAAACUUUGAAGACAAUCAUCUUGGAACAGGGGAAGCAGGUGAUUUGAAUUUUCUUAGCUCAUUGCCCAAUGCCACCAAUUUGAACUUUUUGAGGCUGGGCUUGAACAACUUUGGAGGGGUGUUGCCAGAAUCAAUUGGCAAUUUGUCCACUAAUCUUGGUAUCCUUUUUUUGGAUAACAAUAAAAUAGGUGGGAGCAUCCCAACCGAGAUGGCGAAUUUGGUCAGUUUGCAGGUUUUGGACAUGUCAAACAAUCAUUUCAUCGGUAACAUUCUUGCUGAUAUUGGGAAGCUACAACAGCUACAAAAUUUGGAUCUCUCGGGUAAUAAAUUCUAUGGGAAAAUUCCAUUGUCUUUGAAAAAUUUGACUUUGCUAGAGCAUCUUUAUUUACAAGUAAAUAAUUUGCAUGGCAACAUUCCUCCAAGUCUGGGAAAAUGCCCCCUUGUAGAUCUGAAUCUUGGUGGAAACAAUCUUAGUGGUACGAUACCCAAACAAGUUCUAACUCUCUCAUCAUUAUUGAACUUGUACCUACAUGACAACCAUUUGGUUGGGUCCAUACAACUAGAAAUUGGGAAUUUAAUAAAUCUUGAACAAUUAGAUGUUUCUAGGAAUAUGUUGUCUGGAAAAAUUCCAAGCACUCUUGGUAAUUGUGUAAAAUUGAGAUUUCUAUAUAUACAGAGCAAUAAUUUCUGGGGAACUCUUCCUUCAUCUUUAAGUUAUUUGAGAGGUAUUGAGAAAUUAGAUCUUUCUCACAAUAAUUUCUCAGGAAAAAUCCCAGAUUAUUUUGAGGGUUUUGUCUUCUUACAAAAAUUAGAUCUAUCAUUCAAUGAUUUUGUGGGUGCGGUACCAGAAAUAGGCAUAUUUAAAAAUGCAACGGCUAUUUCUAUUAGGGGAAACAACAAGCUUUGUGGUGGUAUACCUAAACUACAUUUGCAUAGUUGCAAUACCAAGGGAUUCAAAAGGAAAAGAUUUACACCCAUCUUGAAAAUAAUAAUCCCCACAUCGUUUGGUCUUCUGGGACUAGUAAUACUGUUGUGUUUACUGUAUCUUUGUUGCUUUAGAAAGACAACAAAAGUACCCUCUUUGAGAUGUUUAGGGAAGUCAUAUGUGAAAUUGUCCUACCAAAGCCUACUCAAGGCAACUGAUGGGUUCUCUCCAGGCAACAUGAUAGGCAUGGGUAGUUUUGGUUCAGUCUACAAAGGAAUUCUUGAUCACGGUGAAAAAGUUGUUGCAGUGAAGGUACUAAACCUUCAAUUCCGUGGAGCUUCCAAGAGUUUCGUUGCUGAGUGUGAGGCCUUGAGGCGCAUCAGACAUCGAAAUCUUGUCAAGGUUUUCACAGCAUGUUCAAGUGUUGACUAUAAUGGUAAUGAUUUCAAAGCUCUGGUUUACGAGUUCAUGGUCAAUGGUAGCCUAGAGGAUUGGUUACAUGCAAAUGAAAAUGAAGAUGAGGUUCAUGUUGAAUCAAGAAAUUUAAACCUCCUACAAAGGUUAAAUAUUGCCGUUGAUGUUGCUUCUGCACUUGAUUAUCUUCACCAUCAUUGCUCGGAACCAAUAGUUCACUGUGAUUUGAAGCCGAGCAAUGUUCUUUUGAAUGAUGAAAUGACUGGACAUGUAGGUGAUUUUGGGUUAGCUAGAUUCCUUCCGGAAGGCACCUAUAAUUCUUCUACAACUCAAUCAAGUUCCAUUGGCUUAAGAGGGUCCGUUGGUUAUGCUGCUCCAGAGUAUGGUAUGGGAAAUGAGGUGACGACAUCUGGUGAUGUAUACAGUUAUGGUAUCCUCUUAUUGGAAAUGUUUACGGGGAAGAGACCUACUGAUAACAUGUUUAAUGAUAGUCUGAGUCUCCAUAACUUUGCUAAGAUGGCUUUACCUGAACAAGUAGCGAGUGUUGUUGAUCCAACACUAAUUCAACAAAGAGAAAUUGGGGAGGGAAGCUCAAGCACCGAAAACACUCAGAAUCAGAGCUCUACUGGCAGUCAUAAAAUUUAUGAGUGCUUGAUUUCAAUACUUAAUAUUGGAAUCGCAUGUUCACAAGAACUACCAAGAGAUAGACCAACCAUUAAUCAUGUUGUUACUCAGUUGUUUGUGAUCAAGAACAACUUUCUUCGAACUGAUGGAGUUCAUGGAGGAAGAAGAGCUAGAAUUACAGUGUGAGCAUGAGUAGGUACUUGAGGUCUGAUUGGAGUUCAAGAUCUUUUUCAACUCAGCAACUAUGUUAUAUUAUCCUAUGCUUUAAUUUCUUUUUGUUUUUCCCCCCUCCUUCUUUUAUGUUUUUAGUUUGUCUCAAGCAUGCACUUUUCUCAUCUAAAUGUACUUCGGGAAGGCUAUGGUUUGCAAUGGCUAUCUAUCCUAUUUUAUACUCUAAAAUAGGUUCAUAUGACUUGCAAUGGUUCCAAACAAGUUGUUGCUGUAGAACUUAUAAUCUUUGUUGUGUUUGUUCGGAGGUAUGAAAGAAUGGGAUUAGAUUAUA
Messenger RNA from Camellia sinensis, 3463 nucleotides. RefSeq lists its product as uncharacterized. Gene Ontology annotation, biological process: protein phosphorylation. Lineage: Eukaryota; Viridiplantae; Streptophyta; Magnoliopsida; Ericales; Theaceae. Gene Ontology annotation, molecular function: ATP binding; receptor serine/threonine kinase binding; protein kinase activity. The record is from RefSeq and is a predicted model, not a curated record.